AUGAAAUUCACCUCCAUCCUCGUUUCCGCACUCGCUGCAUGCGUCUCCCUGGUCCGGGUCGCUGCGGCUCCUGUCACCGUCGAGUUGGAAAAACGUACCUCGCCUCUUCCUUUGCAUCUGCGUGUUCCUACGAUAUUCUAUCGUGGUGUCACUCAGCGGGAGCUUGCGCACAUCGCCAACUAUCAGAAGGGACACCAUCCGACGUUCUCAUAUCGUAGAGCCCGGUUUCACAUACAUGGAGAUGCCUACACUACUGCGUCACCGAACCCUGCACACAAAGUCUGGUAUUUGGUCACUUUCAAAUAUACCCCGAACACAGUUCUGAAAACGAAGAGCUUCGCGACAGGGACGGACGAAUGGAAGCUCUGUGUCAGCAAUUACGCAAGAACUAAACCUGCAACGCAUUACGGCCUCAUCGAAGGGCCAGUCUCACACUGA
Messenger RNA from Cyclocybe aegerita, 438 nucleotides. NCBI's taxonomy places the organism in Eukaryota, Fungi, Basidiomycota, Agaricomycetes, Agaricales, Hemipholiotaceae. The record is from the annotation of a GenBank genome assembly.